Molecule: messenger RNA, 614 nt
Organism: Durusdinium trenchii
Lineage: Eukaryota; Dinophyceae; Suessiales; Symbiodiniaceae
Source: the annotation of a GenBank genome assembly
GACAAAGUACAUCUUCCUUAGAUACCUUAGAGGAGCGCCAUGGCGGAUUGUCAGACUCUGACGUUGCUGGUCGUUCUUUGCAGUGCUUCGGCGUCCAUGUUCGUGAUGGCGCCCGUCGGUGCACAAGCUUUGGCAGCUUUGAAUCCAAUGCUGGGCAUUGUCGUUCCCAUCGGGUGUCUCCUUUGCUCUGCAGGAUGCUUAGCAGCGUCAAUUUUUGUCAAGCCAAAGGAGAGGAGUUCUGAAGACUACUAUGAAGAUGAAAGUGCGAGAAGAAGUCCUGUGCGGGCAGAAGCGGAUUCCGAUGAAGCCGCACCUCAGGUUGUUGGUGCCGACUUUCUUGGCGAAGUUUGGCAGGUCAAAGCCGGGCCUGCAGGUGGGUGGAUAGACUUCGAUGCCCAGAUCUCUUUGGAAAUCUCUGAUGCCAUAGCUAGAGGUGAAGAAUCCUUUCGGGUCACUGUCAGAGGAACGAACUACGAGAUCAAUGUCGUCGAGUACUACCAGCGGAACAUCUCCACUGGCAGGAAGAGGGACAUUCGCCAAAAGCCUCAGCUGGUGUGAAUCUGAUAUGCCAUGAGGACUGGAUCCCAAAAAGAAAGACAAUUCUUGGCUUUGUC